AUGGUGGUAUCCCAAAUCUCGUGCGGAAUGACAACCGCAAUCGUCGGGUGCUGCAGUCUAUUCCGUUUUACUACGAGAAGACCGUGGAUGACACCGCCGUUGAGGUGGCCGUGCAGUACAACGACGGCUAUGCCGAGUCGGUUCAUUCAUAUGCCAAUUUGCAUCAAGACGCCGGAUGGCGGUACGCACCUGACUGGAUUCCGAUCCGCCCUGACCCGCGUGAUCAACGACUUCGCCCGCAAGCAGGGCCAGCUCAAGGACGACCAGGCCAACCUGAUCGGCGACGACGUGCGUGAGGGACUAGCGGCGGCCGUCAGCGUCAAGCUGACCUCUCCGCAGUUCGAAGGGCAGACCAAGCACAAGCUGGGCAACCCAGAGGUGCGCGGUAUAGUUGAGUCGGUGGUUGGCGAGGGCCUUGCCCGCUACCUGGAGGAGAACCCCACCGAGGGCCGCCGGGUGGUGGACAAAUGCCUGACCUCGCAGAAGGCCCGCGAGGCGGCCAAGCGGGCCCGCGACCUGGUCAUCCGCAAGAACGCGCUGGACGGUUCAUCCCUGCCGGGAAAGCUGGCCGACUGUGCUGAGAGAGACCCAGCCAAAUCGGAACUGUACAUUGUCGAGGGAGAGUCGGCCGGCGGUUCGGCCAAGAUGGGACGUGACCGGCACUUUCAGGCAAUCCUGCCCCUCAAGGGCAAGAUCCUAAACGUGGAGCGGGUCCUGCAACAGCCCGACAAGAUCCUGGGACACGAAGAAAUCCGCGCAAUGGUCGCCGCAGUAGGCGCCGGGGAAGGCGAGGACUUCGACCCGUCCAAGGUUCGCUACCACAAGGUCAUUAUCAUGACCGACGCUGACGUGGACGGGUCGCACAUCCGCACCCUCAUCCUCACAUUUCUAUACCGGCGGAUGCGGAGCCUCAUUGACAGUGGGUAUCUGUACAUCGCGCAGCCGCCACUCUACAGGAUCCAGUACGGCCGAAGAGUGGAAUACGCCUACACCGAAGAACAGAAAGAUGAGCUACUGGCAAAAAUACCAGUCAGCGCAGUCCCACCUUGCAGCGCUAUAAAGGCCUCGGCGAGAUGA
This is a messenger RNA of Geodia barretti, 1077 nucleotides long. Lineage: Eukaryota; Metazoa; Porifera; Demospongiae; Tetractinellida; Geodiidae. The record is from the annotation of a GenBank genome assembly.